AUGACGGUGCGUGAAGGACUACCCCGGGUACCAUAUGCCACUGCGCUUGAUAUUUUCCUUAACGUCUGCCUUGUUUACAACCUUUCUGCCCUCAUCGAGUACGCAGGCGUAAAUUACUUUACCAAAACUGGACCCGGGGACCCACCCGGGAACGAAGAAGACGAGUAUGUUCAUAUCUAUCUAUCUAUCUAUCUAUCUAUCUAUCUAUAUAUCUAUCAGUUUCUAUUCAUAUCAUUAUCUGUAGUUCAGUAUGUUCAUAUCUAUCUAUCUAUCUAUCUAUCUAUCUAUCAGUUUCUCUUUAUAUCACUAUCUGUAGUUAAGUCUGUUCAUUAUCUAUCUAUCUAUCUAUCUAUCUAUCUAUCAUCUAUCUAUCAGUUAAUUCUAUCUUCAUAUCACAGUUUAUCUGUCAGUUCAGUUAAGUCUGUUCAUUAUCUAUCUAUCUAUCUAUCUAUCUAUCUAUCUAUCAUCUGUUCCUUAUCUAUCUAUCUAUCUAUCUAUCUAUCUAUCUAUCAGUUUCCCUUUAUAUCACUAUCUGUAGUUAAGUCUGUUCAUUAUCUAUCUAUCUAUCUAUCUAUCUAUCUAUCUAUCUAUCAGUUUCCCUUUAUAUCGCUAUCUGUAGUUAAGUCUGUUCAUUAUCUAUCUAUCUAUCUAUCUAUCUAUCAGUUUCCCUUUAUAUCACUAUCUGUAGUUAAGUCUGUUCAUUAUCUAUCUAUCUAUCUAUCUAUCUAUCUAUCUAUCUAUCUGUCACUUUCUCUUCAUAUCAAUAUCUGUAGUUCAGUCUUUUCAUAUCUAUCUAUCUAG
This is a messenger RNA of Acanthosepion pharaonis, 801 nucleotides long. The record is from the annotation of a GenBank genome assembly. Lineage: Eukaryota; Metazoa; Mollusca; Cephalopoda; Sepiida; Sepiidae.